AACUCCAUCUCUUCAAAAAGACACACCUCUCUUACUUCAACAAGCACAACUUUUCUUUUACCCUCUCAAAGGUGAAGGUUCAGUGGUCAAAAGCACAAAGGUCUUAUCUUUGUGAACUAUUUCGGGCUCCCUAUGUUCAGGCACUGCGACAGCUGCUAAUGAUCACUUUGUGGGUACUUCCUGGAACCUCUGGUCAGCUACAUUACAUGAAGACAAGUUCUGUUUUUGUAGUCUAAUUAGACCUCAGUAGUCUGUGAAGUGUGAACUUAUUUGGACUGGUGGCUCUGGUUUCUCUGAUUCAUCAUUUGUUUAAAGAUCUCAUCCUGGGUACUUGCUUGUUCGGUUCUUGAAGUUUAAUGUUUUGAAGGAGGUGAAGAUAGUAAAAUGUAUGGACUGAGAGUGACUACUAGACACAAGCGUUCAAAGAGCUUGCCAGACAAGAAAAGAGUUGAGGAAGAUGGCUUAGAUAGUUCCUUUGAAGCAUCAGGCCGCAUAAAGCUAAAUAUGGGGCAAUUGAAAAACUCUGCCAAAUCCAAGAAGAAACAAUCUCCUAAGACUGAAGUGCAAAAUUCUUUAAAGCAAGAGAUUCUACAGCUUGAGAAAAGAUUACAAGAUCAAUUUGAGGUCCGUCGUGCUAUGGAAAAUGCUUUGGGUUACAAGACUUCUUCCCAUGAUAGUACGACUGAGCUGUCAAUGCCUAAGCCAGCCACAGAAUUAAUUAAAGAAAUUGCGGUACUGGAGUUGGAAGUUGUACAUCUGGAACAAUAUCUUCUCUCCUUGUACAGGAAGGCAUUUGAUCAGCAAACAUACUUGGUUUCUCCAUCUAAACAGGAUCGAAGUCUAAAAACCCCUGUCACAACCCCAAGACGAAGGUUGUUUGAUGUUUCCAGGCCUGAGACAUCAAAGAAGGAAACUUCAGCAACUCAAACUGCUUGUCAGUCACGUGACAAUAAAUGGAAGGAAACCAAUGUUAUUGGAGGAGAAGAGAAACUAUUAGAUUCUGGAGUUCAUCGCUGUCACUCUUCAUUGUCACAACGCUCAGCAUUUUCAAAUAGAACCUCUCCUCCAGAAGAAUCUCUUGGUAGGGCUGUACGUGCUUGCCAUUCCCAGCCAUUGUCCAUGAUGGAGUAUGCGCAGAGUGCUUCAAACAUUAUCAGUUUGGCUGAGCAUCUUGGUACUAGUAUUUAUGACCAUGUUCCAGAGACACCUAACAAGCUUUCAGAGGAUAUGAUAAAGUGCAUGUCAGCUAUAUAUUGCAAACUUUCAGAUCCACCUUUGACGCAUAAUGGCCUUUCAUCUCCCAAUUCAUCUUUAUCAUCAAUAAGUGCAUUUUCCCCGCGAGAACAAUGUGAUAUGUGGAGUCCAGGAUUUAGGAAUAACUCAUCCUUUGAUGUGCGAUUGGAUAACCCUUUCCUUGUUGAAGGCCUGAAAGAGUUCAGUGGACCAUACAGUACAAUGAUUGAAGUGCCAUGGAUUUAUAGAGAUAGUCAAAAGUUAGGAGAUGUUGAAAACUUGCUACAAAAUUUCAGAUCACUUAUAUGUCGAUUGGAAGAAGUCGAUCCUAGGAAGCUCAAACAUGAGGAAAGACUAGCUUUCUGGAUCAAUAUACACAAUGCACUAGUGAUGCAUGCAUUUCUGGCGUAUGGGAUUCCACAAAACAAUGUUAAGAGGCUCUUUCUACUUUUGAGGGCUGCAUAUAAUGUUGGGGGUCAUACAUUUAGUGCAGACACGAUACAGAGUUCUAUCCUUGGAUGCCGGAUGUCUCGUCCUGGACAGUGGAUUCGAUUUUUAGUUUCAUCAAAGUUCAAAUUCAAGACUGUAGAAGAACGGCAAGCAUAUGCAAUUAACCGUCCAGAACCUCUUUUGCACUUUGCACUCUGUUCUGGAAGCCAUUCUGAUCCUGCGGUUCGUGUCUACACUCCAAAAAGAGUAAUCCAUGAGCUUGAAGCUGCGAAGGAAGAGUACAUCCGAGCUACCUUCGGUGUCCGCAAGGGCCAGAAAGUCCUACUUCCGAAGAUCAUGGAAUCCUAUGCAAAGGAUUCAGGUUUAUGUCCAGCGGGUCUUCUUGAAAUGAUCCAACAAACUCUGCCUGAAUCUGUAAGGAAGUGUCUUAAGAAAUGUCAGCUAGGAAAGCCUCGUAAGACUAUUGAAUGGAUUCCACAUAAUUUUACUUUUCGGUACCUGAUAUCUAAAGAGCUUGUAAAGUGAUCCUGGCACUCGAUCUCAUUCGCCUAGUUCUUAAGGUUUUUAUAUUUUGAGAUUUUGAAAUUUUUUUCCUUGUACAAAUUAGGAGAUGAACCGGAAAUGGAGGAUAGAACAAUGCUAUAUUUUGUUUUGUAUAACUUGCUCUCCAUUCUGCUUGUUCCAGUAGUGGAAGCUUUCAUGAUUUCUGUGAUGUUUGGAAAGGAAAUGAAAAUGUGCAUUGAAUAUUAUACAUGUA
Messenger RNA from Populus euphratica (Euphrates poplar), 2440 nucleotides. Its product is annotated as Itga6 (Protein of unknown function, DUF547). The record is from RefSeq and is a predicted model, not a curated record. The transcript has 12 exons. The coding region runs from base 385 to 2208 and encodes 607 amino acids. Lineage: Eukaryota; Viridiplantae; Streptophyta; Magnoliopsida; Malpighiales; Salicaceae.